CAGGAGGCAUGAUCGUGACGCCCACCUACAGCCGGGAGAUGGGUGAGGGCGGGCGUCUGGUGCCGCCCGCCCGCGUCCCCACUCUGGGCCUGCCCGACCCCAACCCUUCGCCCACCUACAAGUCGGACGUGGGCGGCGGCGUGUUCAAGGCGGGCGGCAUGGGCGGCGCCUACGAUCUAAACAAGAACAGUUUGAACGAUAAGGAGGGUGUGUCGGGCGGGUCCCUGGGCGGGCUGCCUCUGAGUCACCACCUGCAGCCCUUCACGGCCCCCUGGCUGGCAGAGGUGGCUCACAUCACGCCCGCGCGGCCCACCGACCACCUGCCAUACCCACAGCCCCCCACCCCCACCUUACCCGACUACUACCCUCACUACCCGGGACUACCCCACCGACCCACUGGCUACUACCCCCACCACUUCCUGCCCCCCGGAGCAGCCAGCCACUUCCUGCGAGAGUACCCCCGCCACGCCCACCGCCCCUACCCACCCCUUGACCCCAGACCCCCGCUAGAGCGGCCCACGCCUGUUUCAGGGGCGCCGACCCUGGUGAGGCCUCUGGGGCCGCCGCCGCUGCGGGGGAUGCACCCCGACACACACCGCGACCACCUGCGGGAGGUGGCGCCCCAGAACAAAAUGCGACCACGUCCCCCCGACCUGACCCUCCCCACCAGCCCUAGUGGCACCUCAGGGGAGCCCUCGCCUCGAGGACCCCACGGGGAGCCUAGUCCUAAGCGACGCCCGGGAUCCAGCGCCUUCCCUAUGCCGGCCCCCAGGUCUCCCCGCGCCGCCCCCAGAGGUCACCCAGCCCCUGCUGUCCCUGGGCCCACUACACCUGUGUCCGCGCCACCCGCAACGGGCCCCGUUGUGUCGGGGCCCCCAGCAUCAUGUCCCCCAGUGUCGGGACCUACCAGCAGCGGGCCCCCACCUGUGUGUUCCCCCUCUUCACGACCUUCUGUUUCCGGUCCCAUCCUGGCCGCCCCCGUCCCCAUCCCCACCUCGGCCGCCCCCCCGCCCGAGGACCCACGCCCACCCUCUCCCUACCACGCCCACUUCGCCCGCGGUGCCCUGGUGACGGUGGGCGCGGGCGUAAGACGCGUCGAGGAGCUAGAGACCCGAGACUUUCUAGAGGCGGCCAAGGCGGCGGAGGACCUGAUGCUUGACCCCUCCACCGUGGCUGCCAUCACCACCCGCCCCGGCGCUUCCACCAUCACCUUCACCUUCCCCUCCAGGAACACCCAGGUCUCAGUGGAGGCAUCUCUUGACCACCCUUUCUUCGUAUUUCACUCUGGGUGGUCAUCCUGCAGCCCUGAAUUGACACAAAAGAAGUAUGACCUCAAGGUGCGACAACUGCAGGUUGGUGAUAUCUGUGUCUCCCUCACCAAAAAAGCCCCUGAUGCAGAACCAACCAAUCCCAUGCCGCCACCACCUACUUCCACCAGUCAAGUGCCAUCACCAAGUGCUGAGUUGUCCAGUCAUGCUUCUGCUUCUACUUCAGGGGUCUCUACACCACCCAUUCAAAGUUCAACUAGUGUGAAGAAAGAAAGCACAUCACUGCCAUUCCUUGGAGGGUCUUCUUCUUCAAGUGUGUGGAGUAAACCAGCAGCACUGAGAACUACAGAGAGGCAACAUUCCAGCGACGAGGCCCAGCGAGAGGAGAAGGACUCAGGCCGUAAGCGGCGCUGGUCUGACCCAGGUCAGGCAACGUGACAACAGCAAGUGCUGAACAGUAUCUAAGAACUUUUCUCAAAUAUUUUUAUAACCAUUGUCCUCUUAGUUUGAUAAGGCAGCAAACUUUGUUACUUUAAUGAUAAUAUAACCAUAGUAUUUGAAUGCAACAUAAACUGUGAGUUAAUAUAUUUUCGGUAUUGAUAAAAUAUUGGUUAAGUGAACAGUUAAUGAUACAGAAUUUCUAAAUUCUUUUGAGUUGCAUUUGCAGAACAUACUACUACUGUUACUGUCGACAAAGAGUAGUAGUAGUGGUUCUUCCAUGAGGCUAGGAGGCUCAAACCUCCAAAUCUUUUCCAGGUCUUCUGUUGGCUGGACAACCUGGCCUCAGAAAAUAUUUUGCCAUGCCUUUCUUGGCGCAGGAUAAGUCACCUUUUUAGAAAUUUCCCGAGCCAAUCCUAAACAGUAGGGCAUGGUUGUAUAACAAAUAGAAAACAAUGUCAUAAAGUUUGGUUGGUGUCAAAAUGUUCAAUUUACACUAUUUUUUACAUGUUUAAUGUUUAUGCAGCUUAUGUUCUUUUUUUUUCUUUUCUAUGCCUUUCCUCUUGUACAGUGCUCUGAUUUCCACGUCUUUCAGAAAUAUUGUGAUAGAAAAAUACAACAAAUGCUGAGGAUAGCCAUUAACAGCAGCACAGAUGCAAAUGAGUGAUAUAGAACUGGAAAUAUUUUUGUAGUAAUUAUUAUUAUAUUAUUUAACAAAGUAAUCCAAAUGUAAUUGAUACAGUGAACCCUGUUAAAUUGGAUAUUUAGGGGAAAGUCGAUCUGGAUUUUGCACAUUUUUUUAAUUUCCAGGAUAUGAAAUAAAACUAUUUCUGGUCAUUUUAAGUAUACUAUACAGUACUCUAUACAUUGAUAACAGUUUAUGAAUAUUACAUUAUUUUGUUGCAUCCAAGUUCCAUCAUGCUUUACAUGAAAAGCUACUUCAUUAACUAGGAUAAUAUAACCUAAUGAAAUUUUUAAAUUUGUAUGAGCUAACCUGUUUACACACUUCACAACUAAGGUGUAGAAAGUGAAUUGGCAGCUACAAUACUUUAUUUUAUCAGCAGUGCUUGUGUACUUGUGCUCCAUUUGGACUAUGCACCUCCAGUAAUGCCACUUGCACAUGACUUGCCAUGGUAAAGACAAGGAAUACUUUACUAAGCACACAUAAGUAAACUAAGACAAAAUGUGAGCAAAAUCAGUCAGCAAAGAACUGGUUCAGGUGGGCAAGCAGUGUACCACGUGUACAUGAGACAUUCAUGUAGUAAGCCAGUAGAGGGAAUGAUAAGUUUAUCUAAUCUUUCAUAUUCUGGCACUUUUCACUUUUGGGAGUUGAACCUGAGAAGAUGAUGUGACUAAUUGGACCUUACUAAUGUCACAAUAGAUUGUAAUACAGCAUACAAUAUUUUGUUAUUACUAGUUUUUCCCAAAAGAGUACAAACAGGCCAGAUUUAUCCAAAUUUCUGGUGAAGUAAAGUCCAGCUUAACAUGGGUUUACUAUACUGUACUGAAUAUACCAAGAGUGAUAAUAAAGAAUACAUAAUAUACUGUACAGUACUUUGAACUUUAUUGUAAACUUAUCUAACAGGCUUUCAGUGCUGGUAUAGUAUACUGUACUGUACUUACAUGUACAGUAUAUGUUCUCAGAUCAUGAACUUAAAUAUGAGUUAUAUGUUAAUAACAUAGUGAUAAACUUUCUUUCGCUAAUAAAAUUUGUUUCUACAGUGAUAAAUUUUUUUCAUGAAUAGAGUAACAUAUUGUAAUUUAAUAAUUUUUUUUUAAAUUUUCUGUAUACUGUACAGUACUGAAUUUUGGAAUACAGUACAGUAUCCAUUUUCUUACUUUUGUCUAAAUGUCUAUAUGUACCCAUUAGAUGUUUUCCAGGAUCAUAUUUGUUACUGCUGUUGGUGUCUACCCUCUUGACAAUUUGAGAGAUGGUCUUUCCAAACACUAGUGAUACAGUAGUUGAGUAUAGUUGAUGUUUUUUUUUCUCUAAACUUUGUGAUAGUAGCCAGGAUUCUUAGCUUCCUCAUUUGGGAUGGAUGCCCCUCAAGUUUGGAGAAGGGAUUUUCAAGUUAUAUAUUAAAAUUUAUUCCAUAUUGAUAUAAUCACAGGUAUUUAAGUGUAUUUAACCACAACAUGGAUAUUGUAAUUUGUAUUGAUUUCUCAUAAAAUAGUAGCUAGCAGAAGGAAACAUUACAUUUUGUGAGAAAUAAUAAUACAGUAUUCAUUACAUACUACAGGUAUAAUUUUCUAAGAGCAUGUUAGUAAAAAGAUAAUAAUUUUUGUUUUUAGUACGAGCUUGGGACAAAUGCCCUCCAGCAUGGGAAAUAUAAGAAUCCUGCCAUAAUUAACCCGGUUUUAUAUACCAUUGAACAAACCAGUGAUACUUGCAGAUUUACAGUGCUUUCCAUUCAUUGGCAUUAAUUAUUUAUACAUCUAUAAGCUUCUCUUCUCUUUAGUUUUCACUGAAACAAUUAAGCCCAUGUUCAUAAAACACUUGCAGAGCCAAGUACAGUAUUUCCUAAGGUGCCAACAGUGGAUUCUGAACCCACACCAAUUAUCAUCAUCUGUAGUCAAAUAUAGAAUUAAACAUCAGACUUAGUAUUGAAGCCACAACUUUAAGCAGUCAUACAAGUGACAUUAGUACCAGUAUGUUGAUAAUGGUAAUUCAUUCACACUGUUUUUCCCAUCAUAAUUGUAUAAAAAGUGCAGUGUCUCAUAAAACACUUUAUUGGUCUGCUAUUUUUGUGCUGCUCAAACAUACUGGCUUAAAGAUCACUUUAUGUUAAACAAGAUGUUAAUAUAAAUUGUAAGUGAGCUUGUAUUACUAAACCACAUAAAUGACACAGCUUUCUAUAAAAUUUUAAUUUAUGCCUGUCAUUAUGUGUUCUACCUCAUAAGGUCUGGUUAAGGAUGCAAUAACAUUUGUAGGAGGUAACAUACUGUACUGUAGUAGCACUUGAAUAGCUGAUGAUUUCUUAGACUUUUAGUAAAAUAUUAUAUAUUUUUUGCUUUCUUUAUAUGUUUUCUCCCAUUGUAUGAGGCAAACAUGUUGGAUUCUGUGUAUAAGCUCUCUUACCUGUUCUCGAUUCUUAAUUUCUCUGCACUUUUUUUUUUUUUUAGAAAUUCUUUUAGAGAUGUAUGUAACAGUACCUCUUCAUGCCUUUAAAGUGCCUCAUACUUGCUUCAUUUCCUGAUCAGCAGAAACUUUGACCAACAACCAUAGUGUUACUGUAUUUUGUGAAUCUUACAGUACAGGGUAUUCUUUAACUGCUAUUUCAGUCAAGUGAAGCAUGGCAACCAUCAGGUUUAAUAACAAUGAUAUGUGUUCUCUUUCAAGUGAUUCUAGCUUAGUUAUGAAACAAAAAGAAAAGACACACAGGUUAAUGUACAGUAGCUAUCCCUCAAAGGUACCACAGAAUCCUCACCAAUGUCUCGGUACUUUUUAAUGAACAGGUAUUUUCAUAUUACUUUUUCUGAAUUCUUGUUAGAAUGAUAUUUAUUUCUAUACUGUACCUGUAUUUCUUGAGAUUCUGUCAAUAAUUUGAAUCUGAAGGACAGACUGUAUUCAUCCUUGUUAAAUCACUGCAAUCUUCUCUCAAAUAACAUGAUUAUUAAUUCUUACACUGUCUUCUCAGAGAUGGUAUUGAGAUAAGUUUUGGUCACUCAAAGAAGCACUAGUGCAUGAAAAGUAAAUAGCUUAUCUUCUGUAUCUCAUUAACUGUUUUAUCCUUUCUUUACUUUCAUCUUUAUUCUUUUUGCCACUUGUCAUAUUAUUAAGCUGGUCUGACAGUUGGUUGUCAUGUAAGAGAAGCACUAAGUACAGUCAUAAGAGUGUGUGAUUAUUACAGCUACAGUAUUAUGCUUAAGGGCAUAAUUAAAGUAAGGAAGGAAAGGAUAUGGAAUGGUACAAAAAACCAUCUGUGUGGGAGACUGUGGGACUUAAUCUCUUCCUUAUUGCAUGCUCCAACAACUCCAUUUUAGGUGACUGUUGCACCUCUGCCAGCUCAGCCAGGAGAGUUUUACACAUCUAACUUAAGAACAUUUUUUUCAUAUUUAAUUUUACUUUAAGCUUGUAUAAUAUUUAUAGUUCUCAUUUAACCGUCAGUCUCUAUAUUUCUUCAUUCUCAAAGAUGUUAAGUCCACUUCCAUAGGAUACCAUGUGAAACUAGCCAGGUUCUCAUAUAAUUUGAGGAUCAUUAUGUAAAUUAAACAAGAUGACAGGGUUCAAUCUUAGGUCAAGUUUGUUCACACAACCAUACUAGUAUAUUUAAAUAAUUUAGAUCUUUUGUAAUGUCAUCAAAUAUACUGUAUGUAUGUGUGAAACAUCUCUCUUAGAUUCUCUUUAUUUUCACACAAUUUAUAGAAAGCGUGUUAAUGAUUUCAAGUAAAAUACACUCACUCACUGAUAAACUAAGUGUUCCUGUAGCACCACUGGUCAUACUCUACUGUUGAAGCAACACUGUCUAGCUUUAAAUUUAUUAAGGUUUUAAAGAGUACUGCAAAGCACUUGUAUCUUAUGAGGGUCAAAGUGCAUAAUAUAAUUACCAAAACAAUAUUUUAUAACAGGCUCUUUUCAUAAUGUUUGAGGCUAUUCUUUUUUAAUUAAUUUAAAUCUUUUGUAAUAUCUCACUUUUUUUUAUGUCUUGGGUACAGUUAGAGUACAUACAAUAUAUCCAUCCCACCAGAGUGUGAUUCAUGUGCCACAAUGGAUCAGUCGGGGAUCUUCUGCUACGACUGUAAACAUAAAUGUUAAGUUCCCGGGAACUGACAUCCCACAUUGUUUUUAUUACAGUACUAUAAUUAUUGAUGUUAGUCUCAGCCAUAGAGUCUAAAAUUGAUUUUACACUCAUUUAGCUGAGAGAAAUGUAUGAAAAAGCCAUUGAAAAAGAAUUUUAAACAAAAAAAUGAAGGUAAAACUUUUGCACUGUAAUACAUUAUCAUAUGAUAUGAUAUGAUCAAAGAUAUUGUUUAUGAAUUUUUGAAGUUAGUUUAAUUUCUAGGACUCUUAGCAAAUUGAGUGUGUAAUCUACAACAUGGCUUAUACCGUGUGAGGCGGGGUGUGCCGUGUUUAGCAGCAAGUGUGGUAAUGUUCCCAUGUUGGAAGUACUAAUACAUUAUUAUUACUGAUGCUUCAGCUUUAAUUGGGAGAUAUUGCUUGGUGUUGUUAUAUUUUGUUGUUGAAAAAAUUGUGUAUGUGCUACUUAUUCACAUAUUUACUAUAAGAAAUAUUGUUUACUGUGUUGGUGUGUGUUACAAGUUGCAAAACAGUACUGUACAGGUAUUUGAAUACAUAACACAUUCUCAAUUAUGGUCUUGUACUGUAUAUAGUACAAUACAUGCUACAGAAAUCUAGUUUUUGUUUGUAAAAUUAUUGCUGAACUGCAAAUUGUGUAUGUGAUGUUAUCAUCAUGUUAGUGUACAGCUAAUUAGGAUUACUGUAACUAUUAUAUUUCAAUGAAUUUCACAGCUUCUCUCCUUUAAACUGGAGAGUUUUAAGAGCAAUGAAAUGAAUUAAAGGAUAAUUAUAUUUUCUUUAAUGAUUUUUUAAGAUAUAUAUUUUUAAUCUACACCUGAAAACAUUACCACACAUUGCAUUAAGUAAUUGUAAGUGAUAAUAUUGUAGAUGGCGUCACUGCAACAAGCUUGAGGGUAAUGUCUCAAGUGUCACAGAAGGCCUCAUCUUUUGAACAAUAAUUUGAUGAUUAUUUGGGGCUUUACAUCACACAUACAUAUUUUUUCCACAAGUUGCUUUAUUAGGCCUAAGUAAGUGAAGAUGCAAUAUGCAACGUACUAUUAUUUACUUAAUAUGAAUUCACUUAAUAAGACAGCAGCUCGUAGCUUUAGCAGAAACAAAAUCUAAUUAUUUGCAAUCUGAUAAGUUUCAGUGAAAAGUUUGUGUUACCUGAACAGUGAAGCAAUUUUGCAUCAAGUUAUAGUUCAAAUUUCUGGCCAAGUAUAUGUACACACCAUAACCUCAUUCUCUAAGAUGGCAUUUAUACUUAUCUCUUGUAGUCUCCUGUGUCUCGUCCUCUCAUGUCAAGGACGUUAAUAAUAAUUUUGUAGAUACUGUAAUUUGUUACAAAUGUUGUUCAUAGCACUAACUCCCCUAUGAAACACGUGUGGUGCCAUGUACCACAAUAAUCUGCAGUUUUUGGUCUACAUGAGUGCAGUUCGACACCUUCCAUUAAUUUGUUGAGAAAGAUACGAUUUUUUAAAACAGUAUUUGUAAUGCAGUGAUUGUCAAACCAGUUUCCAGCCUCGAUAUUAAUUUAAUAUCUUGUCUCUGCCUCCGAGCAGCAGCAGCAGCUUUCAGGAGUGUGUAGAGCCUUAAUACAUUAGCAGGUUGUGCAUGCAUCACAUACUAUAGAUAGUUGGUAGCACAGGAAAUAAUGCUCAUCAAAUAGAUACUAUACUCUCAUAGUCAGCUCUGAUAUAUCACCUAAAGAUAAGAUACAGUAUAUAAAACUUGAAGGAAAUGAAGGUUAUUAAAAAAAAAAGUUAGAGUAAUCUCUUUUGGGAGAAGAGAUAUUAUGGUAUAAUGUACUUAUGUAACUCAGUCAAAAGUAAGUUGUGUAGAAUAUUGAUAAACUGCUGUACAGAAACACAUAGAUGAAUUUUAUAAAAGUAAUGGAUGUUUAACGGUAGUAACUAGGGUCAGAGUAGCUAUAUACAUGUAAGAUAACAAAAUGUAGUAACAAUACUUCUGCCACACACAAGCAAUACGUACAGUGUUUGAAUACGUUGUAGAUUUUAAUAAUAUUUAUAAGCAAGUAUCCUUCAAGUGUUAAAUCUCCAGUAUGUAAACAAGAUAAUUCCAAAUAAAAGUACAGUACUGUAUCAGCAUAGUUUUGUGACAAUUCAAAAUAUUUCUGGAUACAGUACAGUACAGUAUAUCAUUUUCAAGAUAAUACACGUACUGUAUCUAAAGGAAAUUAUUCUCAAGUUUAAAUUAUGGUAGCUUUUUUAAAUAGUGAACUGUACAGUACUGUACAUCCAAUACUAACAGAAGAAGUUUGUGCAAUAGUGAAUGUUAAAUUCAGUAUUAAUAUAAAUAAAAGAAUUACACUUCUGUAUAGAUAAAAAAUUACCGUUCAUCAAUAAAUUUGUUAUGUGAGAAUUAGACUUCUAAACAAUAAGCUUAGAUUCAGUUGAAGAGAAACUGUUAUCAUAAGCCUAAGGGUUGGGAGGUGUUGGUGGCCAGUUUAGGGUUGUUGCAAAAGAAGUACUGUCCAGUACUGUACUGUUAACCUCAAUAAUUAGUUACUAUCAUAGUGAUUAGCUCUAAGUUUGUUAUUGGCUUACAAACAGGCCACUACUAAAGCAUUUAGGUCAUCAUUUCAGUUUUUUACAUUUAAUACAAUUGGCAGACAAACCAAAUAUAUUUGGACAGAAAUAUUAUAAUUUCUUUGAUAUGAGUAACAUUGAAAAGUACUUACUGGUACUGUAAGUGUACAAAUGAAAAUACUGUACAGCAAAAUCUUGUUCCCAGACUUCAUAAUGUUGUGACCUUGUGAUGUAAGAAUGCACUGUACUAGAAAAAUUUUAUGUUUUUAAUAUGCCAACAGUACCUGUACCAAGAAUUUGUGAUGCACUAAAGCACAAUACAGUAUGCUAAAUUAUUACAUGGUUGUUGUUAAUGUUAUUACAUGUUUUGAUGUAUAAUGAGUUUAAAGUAUCUUGGGUUCAGUAUCGGUCAUAACCAGAACAAGAAGAGAUACACAUUAAAUACCUCUUUCUAUUAUAUCACUAACAUCCCACCUAGUUUGAAUGCAGGAUCAGGGAACUGUUCUUAACGUGGUAAUAAGGCAAUCUUCACACCAAAAAAAGAAAUUAAUUAAAGAGUAUGUACACAGUAUUUGUAUAUGAAGAAAACUGGUCACAUCAGUUUUGUUUCCUAUACUUUCAAGGACUAUGUAGUUUUAGUUUACUAUAUGAUACUAAUUAUAUUUCCUAUUUUAAGGAUUCACAUUACAGCACAGUAUUUAUUAUAUAAAUACAUUAAGAAAGUGAUAAUUUUUAGUACAGUACUAAGUAUUUAUGUGAAAAGUUAGUACAGCUUAAGAAUAUUAUAAAUGUUCAUAAGAGUAAUUUGCAGUACUGAUACAGCAUUGUUGAGUUAAAACAAACCUGAAGAAUGUAUGUAUGUAUGUAUGUAUGUACUGUAAUCAAUAUUAAUAGGUUGUAUAUGGUUAGCAUGCCAAAUGAAAGUGAAAUCUUAUUGCAUAAGUUAAUCUAUAGCUGUUGUUUAGUGUUUAGUACACCUUAAAUGGCAAAAUUCUUUGAAGAAAUACAGUACAUAACUGUAUCUGAAUAUGAAAUGUAAGUCCCCAUGUUACUGUGUAUUGAAAACUGACUUGAGUUUCUAGAAAUAUUAUGUGAUAACUGAAGCAUAUUUUAUGUUCAUUGUAUAAACACAGUUGAAAAUUAGUACAGUACUUUACAGUGAAGUGCAGACACAUGUAUGCUAUAGUGAAAGUACACAAAAUAUGCGCUAUGAUGAGGUAGUCCUGUAUGCAUGUAGACCAUUCAGUGCUUUAGAAAGAUUCCUAUUUUUGUGUACAUUUGGGUGAAGAUCUGCCAAAGGUAAGGAUUUUAGAUUAUUUUAGAUUUUCAAUAUUGUCAGAAGCUUCAUGUACAUACUAUGUAUGGUCAAUAAAUGUGUCUAUACCCUGA
This is a messenger RNA of Homarus americanus (American lobster), 10382 nucleotides long. RefSeq names its product MAGE-like protein 2. Gene Ontology annotation, cellular component: nucleus. The record is from RefSeq and is a predicted model, not a curated record. Gene Ontology annotation, biological process: anatomical structure development; regulation of DNA-templated transcription. The transcript has 2 exons. Gene Ontology annotation, molecular function: RNA binding; protein binding. The coding region runs from base 9 to 1706 and encodes 565 amino acids. Lineage: Eukaryota; Metazoa; Arthropoda; Malacostraca; Decapoda; Nephropidae.